This is a messenger RNA of Phaedon cochleariae (mustard beetle), 2108 nucleotides long. The record is from the annotation of a GenBank genome assembly. NCBI's taxonomy places the organism in Eukaryota, Metazoa, Arthropoda, Insecta, Coleoptera, Chrysomelidae.
CAGGCGUCGACUAAAAAGCAACUCGCGAUCAUAUCUCAGUUGAUACCGGUAAACAAAAAAACUAGUGCAUUAUAGUUAAUCUAACAAGUACAAUGUUUUCAUGGAGACAAGUGACAGUGUGAAAAACAGUGACGCCGAAAUGAAUUUCAUUGACAUCCUACACUUAACACUGACACUAAGUGCCACAUUAGUGUCCCGCGUGUCCCCGUGCGAUCUCGAACAAUUCUUCAACGAAAGACAAGUGAGCGUCGAGCAGAGCGUCGCCUCCUCAGAGAUCGUUUUUCGCGGCGUCAGCGUCGCAGAGGCGGACGACGCCGAAACCAGGAGGGACAUUUUCACCGCCUCCUUCGACCUGAUCAACACCUACAAGGGGGCGAAGACGCUGAGUUCGUGGAUCACCAGCGAUUUCAGGUGGCUGAACGUGACCUUCCUUACGAGACCCGCUCCCGAUUGCAUCGACGGCAGCGGCGUCCCUCGGGAGUACAUCGUUUUCUGCGACCUAGUGAACGGGGAGAUCAGAGCCACGUCCGUGGCCGGAUGGGACGAGACCGCAGACCAGAGGGUGUGGGCGGCUCUUGGUUGGGGUCAAUGGAGUGAGUGGUCUUCCUGUAGCGAAUCAUGUUCUUCAGGUAUUCAGCAAAGGAUACGAUAUUGUCGUUUGACUGAAUGUCCUGGAUUCAAUGUAGAACAGAGGCAUUGCAAUCUCUUUGGUUGCGAGGAAGUCGUCAACCCGCUGGCGCUAGAGGGGCGGCAGUUCUUCCACCCUUCGAAGGACCGGUGGCGGCCGGUGCCGGACCGGCCGACGGCUUGGCGGCUGCGGCCCAACUCCUACAUUUGGGUGCCGUCGGCGCAGAUCUUCCGGAGGUUUCCCGGAGAGUUCGUUCUCUUCGUCACCGUCAGGGUGCAUAAUGACACAAUGGGCACGGUGUUCAGCCUGCGAUCGAGACGUCGCCAGGACACGUAUCUGUCCCUGGAAGUUGCAGGACCCGAUCUGAAAGUUAUACACGCAGCAGCGAACGGCACCGAUGUCGUCAGGAUACCAGCCAGCCUGGAUGACGGACACUGGCACCAGAUUGCCAUCAGUUUUCGAGACGAUAGCAUCGUAGACAGCUAUGUUGACUGCGAAUGGUCCAGAACCGACAUUCUCAGAUCCCACACGCUCGAUAUACCAGAAGAUUCCGAUCUGAUAAUAGGUUACUUGUUUACGGGAGAUUUGGAGCAACUAUCGAUAGUACCAGAUCCCAAAUUGGUGAGUUUACAAUGCGAAUCUCUCAAAAUACCAAUAACCGAUCCACAAGUGACAGAAACGAUAGGAAGGCUUGAAAAGAUCCCCAGCAAAUACUAUGUGGAAAAGCAGCAAAAGGAAGUGAAUGAAAAUCAAUUAGAAGAUUAAGGACGAAGUUUGUUGAUCACAAUAUGUGACUAAUUCAAGGGAACACCUUCAGAAGAAUAGUUUGACAUAUUUUAUUAUAUAGAUAAGUUACAAUUUGGAAAAAAAUUAUUCAAUAGUUCUUUCUAUAUUUUCCAUAUUCCUUACAUUUUUAAUGUUCACUAACUUCUGUUACUUUUCGAUUUUCUUCACAGGUGAUAUUACUACGAGGACUAUAAUGCUACUGAAUAUAUUACCUCAAUAACGAACAGUAAAGAUACAGAACUAGAUAUGUUUAUAAUAUCAUCCUGAUCUAUUUUAUUUUCCAUAUUCUCAUCAACAAUACAAUAUUAUGUAUCUUGUACCUGCAGGACAAUAGAUCGUUUUGGCACUAGUUAUUUGUAACACAUUUAUAGGAUUUAUAUUCUCUCUAGGUAAAAGACAAUAAGUUCUGAUAUCGUGCUGGUGUAUGUGAAUCAAAACAUUUAUAAAAUAUUUUUAAAACUGUCUAUUCAAAAUGGUGUAAGAAUAUUGCUACCUUAGCAUCAACAUCAAAUUCGAUAAAUAUGCGGGAUUGUUCGAACACAGCCAUCUUUCUUGGUGUUUAUUCGUAUCCCAUAUGUUAACAUGGCACCAAAUUAUGUGCUGGUAGCCAGAAUAGCAAUAUUGUUGUACUGGAACAUGAAUUUUCAUAAUGUAAAUGAAGCAGAAUAAUUAUUCAAUAGACUCGCGAAAAUCG